AUGCAAUCCCUGCGCUUCGCCCUGCAAGCGGCGGCGGAGGACAUCACGCUCACGUGGGACUUGCCGAAGGAGGUGUCGGUCACGCCGCUGUCUCCGCUUCUCGCCACCAUUUUCCAGGGUCAACGCUCGCUGAUCUACGCUCAGCUCACCGGACGGAGUUCGCAGGCAGAAGACGCUUGCGUCACCGUCAAGUACAACCUGGCCGGCCAACCCAGCCAGAGUCGGCUUCGCUUCGCCCUUCGCCCCAAAGAGGACACCGGUCUGAAGAGCAUUGAGGUGGAGGUGGAUGUGCGGGACCACGUGGCCACCGUGCUGGCCUCGCUGCACUAUGAGAACAAGGAGGACAGCGCCAUCGAGGCCGUUUUCGUGUUCCCUCUGCCCGCCGAGGCGGCCGUCUGCCAUUUCGCCGCCAAGAUCGGGCAAAGCGAGAUUGUGGCAGAGGUGAAGGAGAGACGAGAGGCCCGGGAGGAGUACGACGACGCGCUUAGCUCCGGGCGGCAGGCCUUCCUCUUGGAGGAGAGCGAGCAGAGCCCGGACAUUUUCUCCCUGAGCGUGGGGAGUCUUCCGCCGGGAGAGAGCGCCUCCAUCAGGCUGGAGUACGUCACCGAGCUGGCCGUGGAGGCGGACGACGGGCUGAGGUUCUGUCUGCCCGUGGUGCUCAACCCUCGCUACCACCCUCAAGGAAGCCAAGGCGUCAAGGUGACGUCCGUCGUGGCCUCCGGCGCGCCGUACGCUCUGUCCUUCUCGGCCCGGGUGUCGUCCCCUCGUCAGGUCACCAAAGUGGACUCCGAGUGUUGCCUGGAGCCUCUGCGCUAUCUCGACAAGGAGCAGACCUCGGCGCUGGUUCGACUGGCCGCGGGACACCAGUUUGACAGGGACGUGGAGCUGCUGAUUUACUACAAGGACGCCCACCGGCCAGCCGCCGUGGUGGAGGCAGGAAAAGCGUCCGCCGAGCCCGGCACGCUGAUGGGGGAUGCGGUGGUGAUGGUGAGCCUGUACCCCGAGUUCCCCCCGGCGGCGGCGACGUCUUCGCUCGCCACUCGGGGGGAGUUUGUCUUCCUACUGGAUCGAUCCGGAAGUAUGGAUUGCCCUAUGGAUGAGUGUCAUCGGAGCGUGAGCCGCAUCAGCAGCGCCAGGGACACGCUGCUGCUGCUCCUGAAGAGCCUGCCGAUGGGCUGCUACUUCAACAUCUACAGUUUCGGCUCCUCCUUCCAACACGUCUUCCCUCAAAGCGUGGAGUACGGCGAGGCCACCCUGGUGGACGCUCUGAAGAAGGUGGAGCAGAUGGGCGCCGAUCUGGGGGGAACGGAGAUCCUUCAGCCCCUCAAGCACAUCUACGGCCAGCCCCCCAUUCCCGCUCAACCGCGACAGCUCUUUGUCUUCACCGACGGCGAGGUGGGGAACACCAAAGAAGUCACCAGGCUGGUGAAGCAGCAUUCCGCUUCCCACAGGUGUUUCUCUUUUGGGAUCGGAGAAGGGGCCAGCACCGCUCUCAUCAACGGUUUGGCCAAGGAGGGAGGAGGUCACGCUCAGUUCAUCACCGGCGGCGCCCAAAGGAUGCGAGCAAAGGUAUGCCGCUGUGCAUACUUGACCAUUCAUCGGCUGGGUGCUCGGAGCGCGAUUCGCUCCCUGGAAAUGGAGGAGGACGCGAGCGCUCUCCGGCCUCGGGAGGAAGAGCGAAAAGGGCGAGGGGCGAGCGCCAGGGACAAAGCGGUGGAACUCAGCGUCCAGUCAGGGGUGAGCAGCAGCUACACCGCCUUCGUUGCCGUCCGCCAGGGAGACGGCGCCGCGCUUGGAGGACCUUUACUGCGGCGAAACAUCCCCGCUCCCUGUUCGAUGCCGAUGCAGAUGAUGUGCAUGAUGAGGUCGCCUCAACCCAUGCGUGAGUACAUCUCAACGACGCUCGCGACGGCUGCGCACUCGAUGUCCUUUCAGAUUGUAACGCCGCAUUUGUUGGGAGGGGGCAGCUUUCCUCGCAGGCAACGCUAUGUGCUCGGCGCCGCGCUCGGCUCCCGGCCCGAUGAUGAUGGCCGACUGCUGUUUCCAGGAAAUGGGUACUUCAACUCUUUGCACGACAUGCACAAAAAAGACCUCCAAGACGAAGCGGACGAUCUCUGCGAAUUUUCCAAUGAAGUCGCGCCGCCGCCGCCGCCGGCCCGCCGCAGAGAGCCGUUGCUGGAGCUGGUGUCCCUCCAGAAGGCGUCCGGCUGCUGGCCGCUCGAGGAGGCUCUGGCCGCCGCGCUGGGGAAGAGCGGCGAGGAGGUGGAAGCCCCCAAACCCGCAGCGGCGAGCGAGGAAGUGUGGGCCACCAUCCUGGCUCUCGUCUGGCUUCACGGGCUCCAGUCUGAGGCCCGAGACGAGUGGCAGCUUCUGGCUCUGAAGGCGGCGGCGUGGCUCCGCGCUCAGAAGGCGCCCGGAGCGCUCGAGUGCGUGGAAGCCGCCAACGCUUUGUUGGGGUGUCACGUGCCGAGCGACACGCUGGGCAUCUGAGCUCCUCGUCAAACGGACGACGUCCACCCCGAAGAAAGCAUCCCACGUGUUCUCCCGCUUCGCUUCGCUGUGUUUUCAAGAUCUCCCACCGCCGUUGGCUCGCUCCUCCGAGCCAUUCGAUUGGCCGUCUUCACCUAACAUGUCAAAACGGCGCAUUUGGGAUCAAGGUUCCAUUUCCUGUCCCCAUCGCUCAGAUUGAUUUUUAUACUCGAGAUACACCACACGCACCCCUUUUUUUUGUAUCGUUUCCCCGGACUGCGCUUUUACACCUGUUGCGCAUUUUGUUUUUGGCUAUGGAAUUAUUAUUAAUUCUCGUUGGAUAGUUGAAUGAAUGACUCUGGUUGUCGUUUCUGAAGUAUUUCCUCAUGUGAAGUCCUCAACAUCCAUACAUCGGUGACAAGCGACAGUGUGGAAGAGGGAAGUGAACGUGUCAAAAAAAAU
Messenger RNA from Hippocampus comes (tiger tail seahorse), 2931 nucleotides. Its product is annotated as von Willebrand factor A domain-containing protein 5A-like. The transcript is spliced from 16 exons. The record is from RefSeq and is a predicted model, not a curated record. The coding region runs from base 1 to 2490 and encodes 829 amino acids. Lineage: Eukaryota; Metazoa; Chordata; Actinopteri; Syngnathiformes; Syngnathidae.